AACUCUAUGUAGGUCGUUGUUUAUAUGGAUGAGCCUAACACUGGACUUGAUCCAACUUCAAGACAUAAUCUAUGGAAUGUUGUGAAGCGGACAACACAAGAUUGUGCGAUCAUCCUAACAAAUAGCCACAGACAGCAUAUAAUAAGUUGGAUUGAUGGCAUAGGACAGCUAUCAGUUGCAUUUGACUUCACAACCAAGGGAGUUCUUCAGGAAGCUGUCAAGGGACAAUUAUGGAGAUUAUGUGAUCCCCAAGGGAAGCCACCAAGUGUAAUACAGUAGUACGGCUAGCUAGUUCCUAUAUUUAACUUGUGU
This is a messenger RNA of Rosa chinensis, 312 nucleotides long. Its product is annotated as probable alpha-amylase 2. Lineage: Eukaryota; Viridiplantae; Streptophyta; Magnoliopsida; Rosales; Rosaceae. The transcript has 3 exons. The record is from RefSeq and is a predicted model, not a curated record. Bases 25 to 279 code for a protein of 84 amino acids.